This is a messenger RNA of Argentina anserina (silverweed cinquefoil), 2218 nucleotides long. RefSeq names its product GDP-mannose transporter GONST3. Gene Ontology annotation, biological process: mRNA splice site recognition. NCBI's taxonomy places the organism in Eukaryota, Viridiplantae, Streptophyta, Magnoliopsida, Rosales, Rosaceae. Gene Ontology annotation, cellular component: Golgi apparatus; U1 snRNP. Bases 242 to 1819 code for a protein of 525 amino acids. The transcript has 5 exons. Gene Ontology annotation, molecular function: mRNA binding; antiporter activity; GDP-fucose transmembrane transporter activity. The record is from RefSeq and is a predicted model, not a curated record.
CAUCACAGCAAACCCUAUAGGAGCUACUUCAUUGCCCAAUCCCAUCACUCCUUUCUUUGCUACAAACCCUUCUGAUUAUCCUUCUCCCCAAAUCAAAUUCACUUCUCUUUACAUUUUGUCCUUUUCUGGAUUGAAAUUCCUCCUCUGUUGGUUGAACUCAUGGCAACAGGUACAUCCCCCCAUAAACCCUAAUGGAUUUACAUUUCUGUUAAUUCUUGCAUUCAAUGUGAAUUUGAUUUUGAUGUUACUGUUGUUAUUGGUGAAUUUAGAGGAAGUGGGAAAGGGCCAAAGAGAGAUUGAGUGGGAUGCGAAGGAGAUUUGUAGGUACUAUUUGGUUCGGUUUUGUCCUCAUGAUCUCUUCGCCGGUACUCGAAACGAUCUAGGACCAUGUUACAGGAAACACGACCCGAAGCUGAAAGAAAGUUUUCAGAAGUCCCCACGACAUGAACAAUACGUGCGCAAGUUUGAAACUGAACUUGCUCAGUUUUGUGAGAUGCUGGUGAUGGAUUUAGAUCAAAAAGUAAGGCGUGAACGAGAACGACGUUCUAUGGACAUGGAACCCCCACUGACUCCAUUGCCAACCAACAAGUCUGAACAAUUAUUGGUCCUGGAGGAAAAGCUAAAAAACUUGCUCAAGAAAGCGGAUGCCCUUGGUGAGAUUGAGAAUGUGGAUGAAGCUGAAACACCCAAGAGAAAGAAUCCUGAAAUCGGUGAAAACCAGGAUGGAUCUAGUGGUCCUUCUCUUAUCAUCCAACCAAACUGGUAUAGUAUUGUACUGCAGCACAUCUCAGUCUAUGGAAUAGCCGCUGGUUACUGCUUAUCUGCCUCAUUGCUUUCAAUCAUCAACAAAUGGGCUGUGGUGAAAUUUCCUUAUCCUGGGGCACUGACUGCUCUACAGUAUUUUACAAGUGCUGUUGGGGUGCUCCUCUGUGGCUGGUUUAAGUUCAUAGAGUAUGACUCGCUUGACCUCCUUACUAUGUGGCGAUUCCUACCAGCUGCAAUUAUUUUCUACCUUUCUCUCUUCACCAACAGUGAACUCCUUCUUCAUGCCAAUGUUGACACUUUCAUUGUGUUUCGAUCAGUCGUUCCCAUCUUUGUUGCAAUUGGAGAGACUCUCUUCUUGCACCAACCACGGCCGUCAAUGAGGACAUGGAUAUCGCUUGGGACUAUUUUUGGGGGAAGUGUGAUUUAUGUGCUAACAGAUUACCAGUUCACUGUCACGGCUUACAGUUGGGCUAUAGCUUAUUUAAUAAGCAUGUCCAUUGAUUUUGUAUACAUAAAGCAUGUGGUAAUGACCAUCGGCUUAAAUACAUGGGGUCUUGUAUUGUACAACAAUCUUGAAGCUCUUCUGCUGUUCCCAUUGGAGUUACUUGUAAUGGGUGAACUGAAGAAGAUAAAGCAUGAGAUCUCAGAUGAAUCAGAUUGGUACUCAUUCGCAGUGAUACUGCCAGUGGGAUUAUCGUGUUUAUUUGGUUUAUCCAUCUCUUUCUUUGGGUUUUCAUGCCGGAGAGCCAUUUCUGCAACGGGAUUUACUGUUCUUGGUAUCGUGAAUAAGCUAUUAACAGUUGUUAUUAAUCUGGUGAUUUGGGACAAACAUUCAACAUUUAUUGGUACAGUGGGGUUAUUGAUAUGUAUGCUAGGUGGUGUUAUGUAUCAGCAAUCUACAAGCAAGCCCAAAGUUGUGAAUGAAGUAAAGGCACAGCAGACUGAGGAAGAACAACAAAAGUUAAUUGAAAUGAACAGCAGCUCAGAAAGAAACAACAAAGACACAUGGGCCACAGGAGAUGAACGAGGAAAUGAGACGUCUCCUUCAAGGUGAUAUUGUCCUCUUCUGUUGCUUCGGGAUUUCAUAUUCCCCAGAUCUGCACUCAUUCUUGAUCUUUAUGUCUCCGGUCACAACUUUCCGUUGGGUGACUUGAAGAUAGUUUUGUCUCACAGAAUCUCCUUGUGUGACAUUUGGGUUGAGAUGAGUAUUGAGUAUGACAAUUGGAAAACCCUGAUAGACAAAAUAUUGUAUUGAUUUGUUUUGUAACUUAGAUCGAUUCGAUAGUCCAUAGUGAAAAGAUGAAAUACCUUUUGUAAACGUAGAUUGAUUUAAUAGCCUUAUAGCCCCAAUAGCCAUGUCUUAUUUGUUGAUUAGGAAAACAUGGUCUUCUUAUUUCAGAAUUUUCAUCAUAUGUCCUCCUCAAAGCUUAGUGCAAUGACAAUGUAAUUGUUG